UCUCGAACGAAACUGCCACCGCCGCCCACCUCUGACCUCUCCUCUUCGCCCAAGUCCCAAUCUUCAAUCACAAGCUCUUCUCUUUUCUCCGCGGAAAUCUCUUACAAUCAGGGAUCCUCUCUUUUCAUCUGCCGAAAGGUUGGCAUCGACUCUGACGAUAGGGAUCGUGAGCCAAAAUUGUAUGAAGUAAUGGAAAAAAAGAAAAUGAAAAAAUCUUCAGGGAAAAAGCGAGUAGACAGGGAAAAGGGAAUUGAAGUCCAAGCCACAAAAAUUGAUUGGUAUACUAAUGAAGGUGAAGAAGGUGAAAACAAAGAGAAAAAAUUGAGGAAAAAGAAAAGAAAAAUUAGAAAGACUGAGAAAGCUGCAUUUGAGAAUGUCGAAGUUCCCAACAAAGAAGUUGAAGAUGGCUUUAGGGAAGACAAUGAUGGUGCGAACAAAGAGAGAAAGUUGAGGAAAAAAAAAUUUGGAAAGACACAGAAAUCUGAGGUUAACAAUGUCAAAGUCCUCAACAAAGAAGUUGAAGAUGGCUUUAGAGAAGAGAAUGGUGUGUCAAAAAAGGCUUGUAAGGCUAAAAAGGACAGGUCAUCGAGAAAAAAUGAGAUAUUAGUGGAAAUGAAAGGAGAAUCUAGAGAUAAUAUGCCUUACGAGAUAUCUUCAGGCGAUGAGGACUGCUCCAGAGGAAUGAAAAAGUGGAUUACAGAAUACCGUCAAGCUAGGCCUGGGGUAAAAAUAUUGCAAGAAAGGAUUGAUGACUUUAUAACCGCAUAUGAUGCAGAAGAGGAGCAGGCAAGAAAAGAAAGAGAAGCACUUGCUGCUGAAGGUGGAUGGACUGUUGUGACACAUCAUAAGGGUCGGAAAAAAACAACAGACACUGAAACUGGAAUUACUGUGGGUUCUGUUGCGGAGACUGUUGUUUUGGAAAAUAUAGCCAAGAAGAAAAGUAAAGAAGUUGGGCCAGAUUUCUACCGCUUCCAGAAAAGAGAAGCCCGCAUGAAUGAGAUCAUGGUGCUACAAAGCAAAUUUGAACAGGAUAAAAAACGGAUACAGCAAUUGAGAGCUGCAAGAAAGUUCAGGCCCUACUGAACUAUGCAAAGGCUAGCUCCAAAGAACAACUUACGGUCAGGACAUCUCGUCAGAAGAUAAUUUCAGGUGUCCAAGAAUGAAUUUUAUUAGAUGGUAGACCCAUUUCAGGUUGGCCGUGGAGAUCUCAGAUUAACAAGUUUUGUUCUGUUGCUACUCUCUGUACACAAUUUCAUAAUUAAUUAUCCUGCCCAGGCCAGGGAACGACAUCAUUCAAUGAUAUAUAAUCUAAGCAGUAGACUUAGGAUUUCUGGUUUGAGAUGCUGAGAUGCUUUUUUCAUUCAUGUUGCAUGAUUGAUCUUUAUUUAUGGGCAGAAAAGAGUAGGAUUCAGCUAGAGAAGCUGAUAAGUGGGUAUGUUUCAAAGAGAGUCGAUGCUGUAAUAUAGAAUCACCACUAAGACUGUAGCGUGGGAUUGCCCAAGUGCAGAAAACCUAAAGAGUGGCGCUUUUUCAGCUGAACUACACAAGUAACAUCACUUUGGCUAUUUGCCCCAUUUCAGCUGUUAUAUCUGGAUGUCAUUGUGUCCGGUGACUAUGUAUUUUUAUGCUCUGCAAUGGUAUAAAUUCUGAGAAUGAUCCAGACCCAAAAUUGUAGUAAUUUUCUGUAAAAUAAUUCUGUAUGAACUUAUCAAACUGUUUUAAGUUUGGAAUGUGUGCAAUUUUAUCAA
This is a messenger RNA of Diospyros lotus (date-plum), 1748 nucleotides long. RefSeq lists its product as uncharacterized. The record is from RefSeq and is a predicted model, not a curated record. Bases 190 to 1083 code for a protein of 297 amino acids. Lineage: Eukaryota; Viridiplantae; Streptophyta; Magnoliopsida; Ericales; Ebenaceae. The transcript is spliced from 10 exons. Gene Ontology annotation, cellular component: CURI complex; UTP-C complex. Gene Ontology annotation, biological process: rRNA processing; ribosomal small subunit assembly.